AUGGCGUCCCAACAGACCUCUGGCCUCACCACCGAGCAGGUCAAGGCCCUGUUCAACAUCCUCACCCACUUUGAAACGUAUCACGAAAUUGAAGACUUCAAGAAACCAGAAACCAUUUCCGACUAUGGCUACCCCUUUGCGCAGAGCUCCAAGCCCGGCGAGGCCGUCACCUACGCCCCCGAGUCCUCUGCUCCCCUGCUGCAGUCCCUUUUCACCAGAUUCACCCUGAAGGUGCCGGGCGUCUCCUCCUUUGUCCCCGAGUUCUGGAACGUCCGCGUCCAGAGCAUCCUCAAGAAUUUCGCCGAGGCCGAGCUGUCCGAGAGCUACGAAAAGGGCGCCCUGGGUACUAGAAAGACUCUGGCGACCGCCUCGUCUACCGUCAUCGAGACCGUCGCGCGAGGCAUGAUUGGUGGCGGACCCUACAGCGACCCGGCGACCCGGCUUCAGCAGUACGACUUGGAGAGGGCGGAAGACCUGGCACAGGCGUGGGAUGAUGCUAUGCAUGACCUCGUGUACGGAGACCUUUGCGACAGCUUGUUUGACCACCUCGCCGAGACGGACGACUUUGAGUCGCACUCCCCAAUGACCCAGGCGGCCAAUCAGUACAUUAUUGUCCAUCUGGCUGGACUAGUCCACCAAGUGCUAGUCGUCUCUCCCGAGGGUCAGUAUCUCGUCAAACUCAUGGAGCAGGUGCAUAAAAUGGUGCCAUACAAUUUGGUUAGGCAAACACUAAAGGUCGGCAACGCGGCGACAAUGAUUGCCGGCAUGAUGAAGAUCUUUCUAGCCAAACUCAGCGUCGGCUCCGUCUCAAACUGGUUUGGCCUGACAAAGGAUGCCGCCGACGGAAUGAAUCUUAUGCAGAGGAUCAUCUCCGUCAUCCUCGGCUGGGACUGCGCAGACUUCAAGAAGACGGUUGACAGGAUUGCCAAGGACAAGGCCAGGCCAAGCAAAGGCGCUCUGGAAGCCAUCAAGGCUCACACCCAAUCAUCUCCAACCGAGCGCGAAGUCACCCGAGCCAUGAGCGCACAACAAGACAAAUCCAUCAUUGCAGUCAUCCUCGAAAACGCAAACCCGGUCCUGCUGUCCGACCUCACCGAGGACGAGCACACAAUGUGCCUCGAGUACUACGCAGCGCUGCUGGCCAUCCGCGACCGGGAAGAAAUCAUCAGCAUCCUCUGCAGGCAGAGCCCAGAUUACCUCACCCAGGCGGUCCGCGAGGCGGUGGCCGGGAUGGACCCCAUCAUCCGCGCCGUGCACAACAAGGUCGACCUCUCGGACCACGUCAAGGACUACCACAUGUUCUUCGAACAGCUCAUCGCCUGCAGCAAACCGAAAAAGGGAAAGACAAAGGACGACCCGGAGACCAUGCCCACCGUGGAGGACUACGUUCAUUUGUGCAAGAACAACAAGCACCUCCUGUUCAAGUGGCUGCACGCCGUGGCCGGCAAAUGCCCAGAGGUCAUGGACCAGUUCAGGGCGUGGGCCAAGGACUCCCUGGUCACGUUUAACAAAACCAAGACCGGCGGCGCGAGCAUCGAAGAGCAGCUGGGCAACAUGUUCAACCAGGUUCCCGACAACAGCAGAGCGGCUCUCCUCCCCAUUAUUGACGCGCACGCCUCGUACCUGCGGGAUCUGGAGAAGCUUUCCUUGACGCGGAUGCAGACCAUCAUCGAGGACAACGAGGCGAGCAUGGCCGGGCCCGGUGUGUACUUGGUGCGGUGGCAGAACCUGAUGGACGAGACCCUCAUCACGCCGGUGACGCCCGCCGGCCCGGUGCGGCUGGGCAGAGACGUCAAGGGGGCGGCGGCCGCGCCGCCGUCGGGCAAGUCAGGAUCUGCGUCGAGCGAUGUCGGCGAGGUGAUUGCGAUGGUCCGCGACAUGAAUCUGUCUUCCUUGCCGGAAGCACCGGAUGUCCAGCCCGUCAUCAAAGCGUUGGCGCCCAGGUUCAAGCAGAUGCUUACAGUAGCGUCCAGAGCCAACGGUCCUCCGACGAACUGGACGAACGGCGCGGCCAAUGGACAUGCUGGGCCGAGUUGA
Colletotrichum orchidophilum is the source of this 2037-nucleotide messenger RNA. RefSeq lists its product as uncharacterized. The transcript has 3 exons. NCBI's taxonomy places the organism in Eukaryota, Fungi, Ascomycota, Sordariomycetes, Glomerellales, Glomerellaceae. Gene Ontology annotation, molecular function: phosphatidylinositol binding. Bases 1 to 2037 code for a protein of 678 amino acids. The record is from RefSeq and is a predicted model, not a curated record.